This is a messenger RNA of Bombus pyrosoma, 2695 nucleotides long. It is a transcript of the gene KAT2A, whose product is annotated as histone acetyltransferase KAT2A. Lineage: Eukaryota; Metazoa; Arthropoda; Insecta; Hymenoptera; Apidae. Gene Ontology annotation, molecular function: protein binding; histone H3 acetyltransferase activity. Gene Ontology annotation, biological process: positive regulation of transcription by RNA polymerase II; chromatin remodeling. Bases 226 to 2676 code for a protein of 816 amino acids. Gene Ontology annotation, cellular component: histone acetyltransferase complex; nucleus. The record is from RefSeq and is a predicted model, not a curated record. The transcript is spliced from 5 exons.
AUUUCACUUUAUUCCCUAACCUUUAUGCUCAUUAUGAUGUAAAUAAGCGUCGAGCCUCGUAUAUUACAUACAAAUAUAAGUGUUAUAUCUGUUUUAUGAAUCUUCUCUCUAGUUUUAUAACAUUUAAUUAUAUCAAAGAUAUACGAUAGUAGUAUUGUUUGCUAUUAACAGUCUAAAUGUAUUGACAAUUUAUACAUUUACUGGGUCAUUGAUGCGGUGAAAAGUAUGACAACUGAAGAAGGAAAUCGUAACUCAACUUUACAGUCGCUAGAGGAAACUGGUCAAUGUGUAACUAGUACAUCACAACAUGCAGGAAAUAGUAGAGAAUCAAAUACUGUCAGACCACAGGAACAGAGCAGCCGACAAAAUAAUUUACAAAGAAUACAACAAAGGAAACAACACAUGUUAAAUUUACCACAAAUGAAAAAGAUAUUAAAAAUUGCGACAUAUAGCGCGUGUAAAAUUGAAGAUUGCAAAUGCAUUGGAUGGAAGAAUUCUCAAUUACUAACUAAAUCUUCUAAAAAUGAUACACAACAACCUAUUAUAAAUUUUUUUGACCCCUGUAAAAGUUGCAAGCAUGUUCUAGAAAAUCAUGUUUCACAUUUGACUAAUCAAUCAGAAGAGGAGGUCAAUAAAUUAUUAUGCAUGGUUAUAGACGCCGACAAUAUUUUUCUAGGUUUACAGAAAGAAGAAGAUCCUGACACAAAGAAAGUUUAUUUCUACUUAUACAAGCUUUUAAGAAAAUGUAUACAAUCCAUGACUAAACCUAUGAUAGAAGGUCCUUUAGGACAACCGCCUUUUGAACGACCUAGUAUAGCAAAAGCAGUAAUGAAUUUUGUUGCUUAUAAAUAUGGUCACUUGCCGCAAAGAGACAUGCAGGCUAUGUGCGAUAUGGCCAAGAUGUUUCUGCAUUGUUUGAACCAUUGGAACUUUGAUCCACUUAGUGCUAGAAGAGGCACAAUCAGUGCAGAAGAAGCUCCUGCGUAUAAAAUUAAUCAUACUCGUUGGCUUGUAUUUUGUCAUAUACCAGCAUUUUGUGAUUCAUUGCCUCAUUACGAUACGUCUCUAGUCUUUGGACGAACGUUUGUCCAAGCUGUUUUUAAGCCAGUUUCCAGGCAAUUGCUAGAUAAAUGUCACAGUGAACGAGAUAAGUUAGCACCAGAGAAAAGAGUAAUAGUCUUAACACAUUUUCCAAAGUUCCUAUCAAUGUUAGAAGCAGAGAUUUAUUCGGAUAAUUCUCCGAUCUGGGAUCCUGAUUUUAAACAAGUACCUCCUACUUAUUUACAAUCUGCAUUGGAAUCAAAAGCGAGCCAAGGAAGAAGAACCGGUGAAUUUGAAAAAGUCACGGUUCCACCAAACGAUAAAGAUAAUUAUACAACAAUUAACAUAAGUCCUGGCAUGAAGAAAAUUCAUGAAAAAAGAUCACAUUCCGAAGGCCGCUCAGACGUAAAAAGAAGAAAGAACGAAGAAAUUUUUGAAGAUUUAUCAGAAGAAACAGUUGCUGAGAUUAUAGCGACUAUUAACGAUCCUAAUUACAUGUGCGGACCUGACGCAGUAUUUCCUCCAAAUGUUCCACGAGAUGAAACUGCUAAGAUUGAGGAAAGCAGAAAGAUUAUAGAAUUUCACGUGGUUGGGAACAGUUUAACGCAGCCAGUUUCUAAACAAACAAUGCUUUGGUUAAUUGGACUACAUAACGUAUUUAGCCAUCAAUUACCUAGAAUGCCAAAAGAAUACAUAUCUCAAUUAGUUUUUGAUCCGAAGCAUAAAACACUAGCUCUAAUAAAAGAUGGUCGACCAAUUGGUGGUAUCUGUUUUCGAAUGUUUCCUACUCAGGGCUUUACAGAAAUAGUAUUUUGUGCUGUUACAAGCCAAGAGCAAGUUAAAGGCUAUGGUACACACUUGAUGAAUAUGCUUAAAGACUAUCAUAUAAAAAAUAAUAUAUUACAUUUCCUUACAUUCGCCGAUGAGUUUGCAAUCGGAUAUUUCAAAAAGCAGGGCUUCAGUAAAGAUAUAAAAUUACCUCGGUCAAUGUAUCAAGGGUAUAUUAAGGAUUAUGAAGGAGCAACAUUAAUGCAUUGUGAAUUGAACGCGAAAAUUGUGUAUACUGAAUUUACGGCUGUGAUACGAAAACAGAAAGAAAUUAUUAAAAAGUUGAUCCAUCAAAGGCAACAAGAGAUACAAAAAGUUCACCCUGGUUUAACAUGUUUCAAAGAAGGUGUUAGGGGAAUUCCAGUUGAAUCUAUACCUGGUAUUCGUGAAACUGGUUGGAAAAGUUAUACUCAGACAAGAACAAGAGGAGUAGCUAAAGGAACUCAAGGGCCAGAACCAAUGGAGGCAUGCUUGGACAUCACUGAUUCUUUGUAUAAUGCGUUAAAAAAUGUUUUAAAUAGCGUAAAAAAUCAUAGUACAGCAUGGCCAUUUUUAAAGCCUGUGGAUAAGAAUGAAGUGCCAGAUUAUUACGAUCAUAUUAAAUAUCCAAUGGAUCUCAAAACUAUGACUGAUCGAUUGAAAGCUAGAUAUUACGUUACAAGAAGAUUAUUUAUUGCAGACAUGACACGAAUUUUCACCAACUGUCGCUUGUAUAAUAGUCCUGAUACCGAGUACUAUCGAUGCGCUAAUGCUUUAGAAAAGUAUUUCCAAACAAGGAUGAAAGAAAUUGGUCUUUGGGAUAAAUAAAAUUCAUAAAUUAAAAAUA